GGCUGCCGAACUGGGGAGGGAUGCUGCGUUCGGCGGUAGCGGUGGCGGCCUUGGCCCCGUCGGGCCUGCCAGGGCGCCCGUUGCUGCUGGCGGCUCUGAGCCUGUCGCCUGGGAAGCGGCUCUCUUCGCGAGGCCCGGCGGGUCAGAACGAACAGCGCCGUGGCCCGGCAAAAGCCCGCUUCCCUCUGCCGAUCCCCGAGGUGGCCGAAACGGCCCGCUUGGUCGCGGAGAAGACGCGGGCCCCGCCACCCCUGCGAAGGUUCAUCGCCUGCCCCGACCUCGCACAUGCCGUGGCCUCCAGUCUGCAAAGCGGGAGGGGCUCCGAGGGGCAGGAGACGGUGGUGCUGGAAUGCGAGCCAGGUCCUGGAGUCUUAACCCGAACAUUACUCAAUGCUGGUGCCCAUGUCAUAGCUCUGGAGAGUAAUAAGUCAUUUGUUCCUGACUUAGAGUCUCUGAAGGAAAAAUCAGAUGGCCAGCUAGAAGUGGUGCAUUGUGACUUUUUCAGAUUGGACCCUAUGGGUAUUGGAUCCUUGAAGCCACCUUUUAUGUAUUCUGAAAGACUUUUUGAGAAUUUGGGCAUCUUAACAGUUCCUUGGACAGCAGAUGUUCCUCUAAAAGUGAUUGGAAUUGUGCCACAAAGAAAGGAAAGGAACCUGAUUUGGAAGCUUCUCUAUGCCUUAUAUGAACGCAGUUCUAUAUAUAAAUAUGGAAGAACAGAACUGAACCUCUUUGUCAGUGAAAAAGAAUACAAGACUCUUGUUGCAAAGCCUGGGGAAACAAGAAUCUAUCAAGCACUAAGUGUACUAUGGCAAACAGCCUGUGACAUUCAGCUUCUGCGUAUGGAACCUUGGCCUUCAUUUUUGACUAAUUCAAAAAAUGGUGGACUCUCUAUACCAAAGAGUGUGCUGCUGCAGAAUGACCACUUAUGCUUAAUACGGCUGACGCCGCGGAAGAAUUUGUUUACAGACAGCUUGACAACUAGUAAUUCAAGAAUAUUUGUUGUGAUGGUGAAACAAUGCCUUGCUAAAAGCAAGACUAAACUAAUAGAUAAAUUAAAUUUAUGGAGUUCCCAAAGUGGGAAGGAAUUGUUGAGACAGUUGGAGAUACCAGAAAAUAUUACAACGGGUAGUCUAUAUCCAGAGCAGUACAAAAGCCUUUUUGAGAUUAUGGAACAAGCUAAUGAAUUUGACCAAAGCUGGCUCUAUGAUGAAGAUUCUUUGGAGGAUAGCAGGGGCAUCAAUUUUUAAACUGAAACUGGUUUAUUUCGAAAAGAAGCUUGUUAUGAUGCAAAUGAUAGUGGCCUGAAACCUCUUUAUCAGUGAGGAUAAUUUAGUUGAUAAAUCAUCAGAUGAAGGUGAUAUGACAUGAAAAUUCAACAUCUUACACAUGCCCAAUUGGUCCUCCAUGGGAAAUUUCAUGUCAUUGCCUUUUCUAAGGUGCAAGGCAAAAUCCUUUGUUGUUCAAAACAUAGUGAACUGUUUUCAGUCCUGUUUUUAUUCCUUGUACUGUAUUAUAGCAGAGCUACUUUUGGAAUAUAAGACAAACAUGGCAUACUCUGCAGUUUGUCCAAAAUUUGCCAAAAGAAGCAAGAAAAUGUGUAUUUCUGGUUUGUGCUCAAAUACUUGAGUUACUCUAGAACUGGCCCCCAAAUGGAAAAAUGUUUGCAAAAAUUGCUCUGCCUUGUAUAAACAUAUGUAUAUAGUAUAUAGUGAAUGCACUUCUGUUAUCCUGUUUUCUGACCAGGAUGUUAACUACUAUGUAAACUAAGAGAGGUUUGUCUCAUCACAAACCUUUUACUAAUUUAUAAAAAUGUAAAUAUUUUCAUUAAAAAUGCAAUAAAACACUAUUUCUAGUCAA
Molecule: messenger RNA, 1857 nt
Organism: Lacerta agilis (Sand lizard)
Lineage: Eukaryota; Metazoa; Chordata; Lepidosauria; Squamata; Lacertidae
Gene: TFB2M
Product: transcription factor B2, mitochondrial
Exons: 8
Coding region: 21-1247 (408 amino acids)
Biological process (GO): transcription initiation at mitochondrial promoter; rRNA methylation
Cellular component (GO): mitochondrial matrix
Molecular function (GO): mitochondrial transcription factor activity; rRNA (adenine-N6,N6-)-dimethyltransferase activity
Source: RefSeq, a predicted model, not a curated record